AUGUCAAUCCUCGAACGUAUCAAUCCGCUCGGAUACGGCAUAGGACGUACCACACACGCUCUAUGGCGAUUUCUCCAAUUCGUAUUGGCGCUCACAGUCAUUGGAUUAUAUGGAACUGAUCUCGCAAAUGCGAAUAAACAACAUAAAUAUUCAGAUGGAAAAUGGGUCUACGCUGUCAUAACCGGUACCCUUUCCGCGCUCACUUCACUCUUGCACCUCAUUCCCCUCUUCAAUCUCAUCCCCGUUCUAUUUCUUUGGGACGCUGUCCUCUUUAUCCUCUGGAUCGCCCUCUUCGGUCUCUUUGGCAAUAUGUAUAUAGGUGAGAAGGCGGAGGGGGACGCGGGCGUACAGAGGAUGAAAAAUGCAGUGUGGGUUGAUUUGGUGAAUGCGCUGUUGUGGGCGGGGAGUGUGGCGGGGAUGGUGCUUUUUUGGAGUAGGGAGAAGAGGACGAGGUGGACGGGGAGGGCGAGGGGAAGGAGUGGAAGUCCGGGGGUUUGA
Molecule: messenger RNA, 498 nt
Organism: Botrytis byssoidea
Lineage: Eukaryota; Fungi; Ascomycota; Leotiomycetes; Helotiales; Sclerotiniaceae
Exons: 2
Coding region: 1-498 (165 amino acids)
Source: RefSeq, a predicted model, not a curated record